CAGUGUCAAAGCCAGAACUAGUAAUUCAAUCAGGAAAGGAGCUAAUCGAAGGAGAUAUGGCAUCCUUAAUCUGUUCAGUCUCCAAUGGCUCUCUGCCGAUUUAUUACCAAUUCUACAAGGGCUCAAGUGUGGAGCUGUACUGGGAGCUUUCCAACAGUACUAAGCUUGUUUACAACAUUGAAACCAUCAGCAGAAAAGACAAAGGGAUUUACCAUUGCUCGGUGAGAAAUGAGGUGACAGGCCCUUUGCACAAUGAAGACAUAGAGAUCACAGUGAUAGUUCCUGUCUCAGAUGCUGUGCUGAUACCCCGCACCAACGGGACUGAGAUACAGCCCGGGGACCGCCUUGUUCUCCGGUGCCUGGUGAGGGAAGGCACUGAGCCCCAGUUCAUUUGGUACCGAGACAACGUGCCGCUAAGGAACGGCAGUGCGAGCUCCCAUGUGACUGCCGAUGGUGGUGAGCUGGUUAUUCAUUCAUUCCGGAGAGACAGUGUCGGGAGGUAUCACUGUGCAGCGAUCAACACAGGAACCGACGGCACCAUUUUUAACGUGACCAGCGAUUAUAUCGAAUUCACGCUGCGAGGCUGAGCAAGCAGACCAGCAACCAUCCUGCAUCACAUACACCACCCUGAGGCACACAGAUAUGCGAGGGGAUGAGGAACCAGGUCAAGGUGAAGAGGGAAAUGUUUCUGUCAAUCUUCCACGGACAUUGUGAGACAGCACAGAAGAAUCCCUUCAAUGCCUCACAAAUUGAUGGAUAGUAAUUGUUCCUUCCAGAAAAUAAGGGGGAGAAGGAAGAGAGGACAGAGGAGCGUCAAGUUUCUGCAGCUGAGAAAUGGCUAAGCUUUGUUCCCAUUCACUCAGCCAGACAUCAACUCCAAACAUGAAUUUGCCUUGAGAAGCCAUCGGAAUAACUGUCUCUCACAUAACUCUGAGUGGGCCAAUUUCUUCUGCUGUAACAUGAUCUGAUCCAUGAUCGCAGGGGUUUGACAUUUUGUGCUGUCCAUUCCUAACUUGAAUAUCGAUUUAAUCUCCUGGUUAGUGGGUCAGGACAGAUGACAUAAAGAACUGAAUCUGCUCUGCAUUUAUUUUAUAAUUGUGGUGAGCUGGAAAUAAUUCUAGGCAGGAUUGUUCUCCAGCCCCAUCUACGUUACCCUCUAAACUUCAUCAUUUUCAAAUAUAUAUCCAGCUCUCUUUUCAUACCUCACAUGGAAUCCACCUUCACCACUCUCCCAGGCAGCGCAUUCUAAAUCCUAACAAUGCUCCGAGUAAAGAUGUUUCUCCUCAUCUCACUCCUAGCUGUCUUGGUGACAAUCUUGAAACUGUGACCCCUGGUUACUGACAUAGUGUAAAUAGAGUAUUGAACUUCACUCUGUCAAAAUUCUUCACAAUUGUGAACACCUCCAUAAGGUUUCCUUUUAUUCUUCUCUGCUCCAAGGGGAAUAAGCCUGAUUUCAUUAAUCUUUCCUUGUCAGUAAAAUCCUGCUAUCAUUCUAGUAAUCUUCUUUGAACCCUCCCCAGAGGCUUCUUCCUUCAAUAAGGUGUCCAGAACUGAACACAAAUCUAGUCUGAGCAAUGUGGUCUUAGCAAUGAUUUGUAGAGGCGUAGCAUUACAUCCUUCCUUUGAGACUCAAUGCCUCUAUUUUUAAACUCAAAGAUCCUUUGAACCUGCUUCACAACUGUUUCAACUUGCCUGGCCACCUUUAGAGAAUAAUGCACAUGAACCCCAAGAUCUCUCUGCUCCAAUACUCCCCUCAAAGCUGUACCCUUAAGCUUGUAUUGUUUCUCUGUGUCUUUAUUCGCAAAAUGCACGAGCUCAUAUUUUUCUGCAUUGAAAUUUAUCUGCCAGGUCUCUGCCCAUUUGGCCAACUUGUCAAUGUCCCUGUGAAGUCAUUCAGUAUCAUCCGCACAAUUCACUCUUCUCCCUGGCUUAGUAUCACCUGCGCAUUCAGAGAUUUUAUCCUCAAUACCCAACUCCAAAUCAUUUCUAUAAUCAAUAUAUUUAUCUACAUAUACUUGUCAGUUUCUCAUAUGUAAAUGUAUGACUAUAUUUACCAGCCUGUAUCUGUUAGUUUUUGCUCUGAGAAUUGAGAGUGACAACAUUAAUCUGUAUCUGUCAGUUUCUGUUGUGUGAAUAUGAGUUCCCAGUCUAUGCCUCUCCGUUUCUGCCUUGUCAGUGUGUAAAUGUACUUAUCGAAGUACACCUGUCAGUUCCUGCUUGGUGAAUGUGUGAGUGCUGUUCCCAACAUGUACCUGUGAGAUUCUGCUCUGUAAAUAGGAGAGUCUAGUUAACAGACUAUACUUGUCAGUUUAUGCGCUGUGAAACUGGGAGUGUAGUUAUCAUUGUGUAUGUCCGUUUUAGCUUUGAGAAUGAGGGUGAAGUUAUUCAUCUCUCCCUGACAGUUCCUGCAAUGCGAAUGCAUGACUGACAUUAGCAGAAACCAAGAGAGACUGAUAACUACAGUCACACCUUUACAUUGUAGUCAAUGUGUUGUCAUCAUUUGUGUGUUUCUGCAAUAUGAACAAGUGGGUGUAGUUAUCAAUCUGUACGUGUCAGUUUCUCCUCAUGUAUCAAAAUGGCUAAGUCUCUGAAGGCCAGUAUUAUUCUCUGUGACUGUACAAAUCACUCUGUGAUAGUUAUUGUUAGGGUGUUGAGGCUGGCUCUUAAUCUCUUCUGCAUUGUGUGAUUUAUGAGUUGAGUGUCAAUCCGUGUGGUAGGUGAGGGGGGUGAGGAAGUUCAGGACAUGGGGUGACAACAGGAGGGGAACUGCUUUAUUCUGAGAACCAUUCUGACAAAUGGUCACAUAUUUCCUAUUUGGUCAGACAGCCUGAGAUCUGUGGUACCACUGAUUAAACUGUUUGUUUCUCACCAAAAUCAGAAUCACAGAUAUGGUACAGCAUAGGAGCAGACCAUUCAGCCCACUGUCUCUGUACUGGGAAUUUUUUAUGCAGCAGUUCCGCAGUAAUUGUUAGGAAUGUGAACUUCAUCUACUCAUUGUCAGCGUCUAUUUGUAAAGGCCAAUAUGACAUAAGUUCUGUGGGUAUCUGGCUUUUCAUAACGAUCGUGGCAGUUUUGAUGUGUUUCCCACAGUCUCAGGGAGAGUACAUGGAUCUCAUUCUCGUAUGUUCAGUUGUGGUUUGUGUCGGAGUAGUAAACUCUGUCAAACUCUUUUCAAUUGCACUCAACUGCAUUGCAUUUCAGUCUCAGUUUGUUUUUACAUUGUGCAUGAGGUUGAGUGUGCAGUAGAAUCUAUCUGUCACUACUGGGCACUGUAAUAGUCCAAUAUCCUCAGGUGUAAUCAGAGAUUUUGAGAGUCAGUUCAUAUCUGGAAAUUACUGAGAGGCCGUACUUCAUUCUUUUCCUUUUAGCAUCCACUGGCUGUGUGUGAGUGAGUUUUCCCUCGUGCUGCCAGUCUGUAUCUCAGUUCCCGUCUCCUGUCGUGAAUGGGAAACCAC
This is a messenger RNA of Stegostoma tigrinum, 3455 nucleotides long. Its product is annotated as junctional adhesion molecule C-like. Lineage: Eukaryota; Metazoa; Chordata; Chondrichthyes; Orectolobiformes; Stegostomatidae. Bases 57 to 587 code for a protein of 176 amino acids. The transcript has 3 exons. The record is from RefSeq and is a predicted model, not a curated record.